Molecule: messenger RNA, 1295 nt
Organism: Ailuropoda melanoleuca (giant panda)
Lineage: Eukaryota; Metazoa; Chordata; Mammalia; Carnivora; Ursidae
Product: zinc finger BED domain-containing protein 2
Exons: 1
Coding region: 86-748 (220 amino acids)
Molecular function (GO): DNA binding
Source: RefSeq, a predicted model, not a curated record
AGUCCCUUCCCAAUUACUCAUUUCACUUUAGCUGUGGUUCAGCCAAGGCUUCUGGCUCAAGGAAAGCUACAGAAGAGGAGACAGGAUGAGGCGGGAAGAGGAGGAAGAGGAGGAAGAGGAGAGAACGAAGAUGAAGGCAAAAGGAGACCUAGAGAUGAAGGAGGAAGAGGUAGUCAGUGAGAAGGGAGAACUGGUUGGCCCUUUCGCGAGUGCCAUGCCCACCCCUACGCCGCACAACAAGGGGACCCGGUUUUCUGAGGUAUGGGAGUAUUUCCACCUGGCGCCUGUUCGUGCUGGCCACCACCCCAACCAAUAUGCCACGUGCCGCCUGUGUGGCAGGCAGGUGAGCCGUGGCCCCGGGGUUAACGUGGGCACCACAGCCUUGUGGAAACAUCUGAAGAGCAUGCAUAGAGAGGAGCUGGAGAAGACCGGCCACGGUCAGGUGGGGCAGCGCAAAGACCCGAGGCCCCAGGGGCCCCAGCUCCCUAUGGGUAUCGAGGGUGACUGGGCCCGGCUCCUGGAGCAGGUAGGGGCCCUGGCUUUGUGGGCCAGCCAAAGGGAAAAGGAGGUGCUUAGGAGGGAGAGGGCAGUGGAAUGGCGGGAGAGGGCAGUGGAAAGGCGAGAGCGAGCCCUGGAGGAGGUAGAGAGGGCCAUCCUGGAGAUGAAGUGGAAGGUGAGGGCUGAGAAGGAAGCCUGUCAGAGGGAGCAGGAGCAGCCUGCCGUGGCUCAUCCCUUCCAUUUUGUGUAAUCAGCCCGGGAGGCAUCUAUUCUGAAAACACAGACUCGAGGCUCACAGCAAAGAGCCACGUUAGCGUAAAUAAAAAGUACUUUGUUUUUAAGAGAAAGAGUGCAUAGAAUGAGUUAAUCUUGACAGGUGUCACCUGAGCCAACACUUGCCUACAGGGUUCCUAAAGCCGUCCUGAUCAAAACUUCAAAAUGUAGUAACUGAUGAUAAAUGUUGUCUUGUCACCAUGGGUCUGUGAGUUUGGGUGCAGAAUGUACCAUCCUGUCGCGUUGAUGCGUGAAAAUAACGGGAUUUAUGCUUUGCACUUGGUUUUGGUGGAGCCGAGGGUUCUGAUAGUUGAGGCUGGUUAGGUCACUGGAAUGUGCCCACGUGACCAGCUCACUCUAGGAGACCACACCAGGAGCGUAGCUUAGGCUUCCUGGGGCCCAGGCAUUUGCACACAUCCUGGUGGUGAGUUGAGAACUGGGUACAGAGCUCGUUCUGUGGGGCCCAGCUGUGGAAGGACAUAGAAGCUUGCGCCUGAGAUCUCGGGUCCCGUCUAGUGCAGGUC